Arachis ipaensis is the source of this 1700-nucleotide messenger RNA. NCBI's taxonomy places the organism in Eukaryota, Viridiplantae, Streptophyta, Magnoliopsida, Fabales, Fabaceae. The record is from RefSeq and is a predicted model, not a curated record.
AGAGCCAUGAUCACCACCACUCUCUCUCUCUCUCUCACACGUGCUGCCUCCUUUUCCACGCCGCUCCUAACUCUCUUCACAGUUGGCCCCAACACACACUCACACCAAACCUCAGAUAUCCAAAUUUCAAAUACUAUCAAAUUCCCAAAUUCGCCAAACCCUAACAAAUCUAACAUAACAUAACAUCACAUCACAAUCAUCACGCACCAAAGCGCUUCACUGUAAUUAGCUACCUACUUUCGUAAAUGGGGGCGGUCACGUCAUCGAUGGCGGCCAAGUUCGCGUUCUUUCCGCCGAAUCCGCCGUCGUAUGAGGUGGUGGUGGAGGAGUCGACGGGGAAGGCGACGAUGAGCGGAGUGUCGGCCAGGGAAAACGUCGAUGUUUUGAAGCUCAUGACGCGGAGAGGGAACAGCAUCGUCGCCGUUUACAUAAGGAACCCUUCCGCCGCACUUACGCUCCUUUACUCUCACGGCAACGCCGCCGAUCUCGGCCAGAUGUACGACCUCUUUUGCGAGCUCAGCCUCCACCUCCGGGUCAACCUCUUGGGUUAUGAUUAUUCUGGAUAUGGCCAGUCAUCUGGGAAGCCCAGUGAGCAGAACACUUAUGCAGAUAUAGAAGCUGCUUAUAAGUGCCUGAUUGAGAACUAUGGAGCAAAAGAGGAAGAUAUUAUCCUGUAUGGGCAAUCUGUUGGUAGCGGACCUACCACCGAUUUGGCUACCCGUUUACCAAACCUUAGGGCUGUUAUUCUCCACAGUCCAAUAUUAUCUGGCCUUCGAGUCAUGUAUCCUGUGAAGCGGACAUACUGGUUUGACAUUUAUAAGAACAUUGACAAAAUUCCCUUGGUAAAUUGUCCAGUUUUGGUCAUUCAUGGAACUGCUGAUGAUGUAGUGGAUUGCUCCCAUGGGAAGCAACUUUGGGAACAUUGUAAACAAAAAUAUGAACCCUUGUGGGUUAAGGGAGGAAACCAUUGUGACCUGGAACUUUACCCUCAAUACAUAAAGCAUCUCAAGAAAUUCAUUGCAGCUAUUGAGAAGUCAUCGCGACAAAACUCUGGAUUGGGAUCUAUAUCAGAUCAACUAGAUAAACCUCGGACCAGCACAGAUUUUAGGGAGAAACCUAGAUCCAGCAUGGAUCAAAGGGAGAAUUCUAGACGCAGUGUUGACUUCAAAGAAAAGCCUAGGGCAAGCACAGACCAUAAAGAGAGGUCAAGAACUGCAGAUAAGAGUGUAAUGGAGCUGAGUUGCCUGAGAAAGCUAGGAAUAGCAUUGACCGUUUCGGAGAGAUGGUGAGAUCAGUUGGAUUGUGCAAUAUUGAUUGUUUCAGGCCCACGGCAACUCAUGCAUAAAAGAUGGUGAUAAAGCUUACACAUUGAGGUUGUAAUUUUCUCAUUAAUUAUUUUAUUGGUUGAAGGGUAUGUAUUGAUGGGAAAAUGUUCCAUAAUGUCCAAUUUAUUUUUCUAAUGAAAUAGAUCAGAAAAGAAAAGAAAAAAAAAGGUAACUUAGCCAAGUAGAUAUUGUGCCACUAAGUCUUCCUUCUAGUUCAUAAUCUAACACCUCUGUUUUUGGCAUUCUACCAUGGACCUAAACGUAGUGAAUUGUAUUCUUUGGUGUUGAUGAAUGAUGAAGCUAUAUAGAACAACGCUUCCCUCGUACAAAAGUGUAAUUUUUUUAAAUAAUAUUUGCUUGUUCGGCUUUUGCAUA